GCCAAAAGGCAGAGGCACUGCUGAGUGCACUGGGAAUUACGGGGAGGAAAGCAGUGGGCUGAUAGAGCUUAGCCGAUUGGCCCUGGAACUCCACACCGGGAGACUGAGCCACCAGGCUGAUGAAUUCUGACCUGCUGGACCUCCCACUUGGAGUCAAGAUCUAUGUGCAGCCCAAGUCCAACUCUGUCUUCUGCAGGGGAAAGCUGGGGGAAAAGCUUCACUGGCAAUGUCCUUCUUUCAAUCUGGACGAUCCCUACAUGCAUCACCUGAACCUGCAAUACAACUGCCUGCAUGACCCCCACCUUCAGGACUACCACAAGCGCAAGGACAUCCUGUGGAUGCUGAAGAAACAGGGCUUUGUCACCAGUGACAACAAGGUGAUUUGCACUGUGAAGGAGUUCAACGAGUACAGGCAGUACCUGACCAGGACCAAGCUGCAGUCAGAGCAGAUCUUGAGGCAACAAGAGGAAGGGCUUCUGCCACUUUUGGCCAAAUUAAAGGAUGGUCCCAAACUGUCAGGAAGCACUGGCACUUCCUGCAGGGCACAGUGGCAGCUGCAGCCUCAGAAACCUUCCUGCCCACCUCCACAGAAGAGCAAAGAGACGCCCCUGAAAUCAGGGAGAUUCAGAAGAGUGAAAGUACCUUUAGACAAGGGCCAAACCCACUCCACAGCUGAGCUGGGUCAGGAAGAUGCCAGCAAAGCCGAUGGCUCCCAGAGGAAACCGGACAACACUGCUGACGGCCUCUUUAAAGCUGUCUUUGAGCAGCUGACCACAGCAGAAGCCCAGAAGCUCCAAGAGCUGGUUGAGACCAUUGUGUACAAAGUGUUUACGAGGCUGAAGGUUCCUUGGGACCAGCGUGUCAAUUUUUUAAGGAACACUGCUCAGGGGAUCAGAGGAAGUGGUUUUGGCAGCUCCGUGAGAACAGAGCCUGCAGAGACACCUCUAGACCGCCAACAGGAAAUAGAACUGGUGGCCAAGGAGCUUCUAGCGAUGGUGUUGGAGAUCUUGGGGGACCAUCUGGAGUCCAGAGAAGCUUCUGAGUCAGGGAGGGCAGCCAGGCAGAAGGAGCAGCUUGUUGAUGGAGGAGCCACCCAAGCAGACACAUCCAAGGAAGCUGAAACAGACAGAGGACGUUUACACUCUUGCCUUGACUAUCUCACCAUCCAAGUUGUUAAGAAUAUUUGCUGCCUCUUGAAAUCCAUGGUAGCUUCUCAGUUUGGAGGAGACUCCAGCUGUGAUUACACCGAAAUCCUGAAACUUCCCAAGGGUAAGGUCUCCAACAGACAGAUGCCACCAGGAUUCCCUGGAGCAUCUGAAGAACAGAGCCAGGAAGAAAGUGCAGGAGUAAAGCUGCCUGCCUUAGGACCACAGCUUCAUGCAAAAGGGACUGGCUAUGCUAAAACCAUGGAGCCUGAGCAUCCUGCAAUGGUGAAAGGGAACUUGACCCCUGAAGGACCCCCUCAGCCCCCUCCAGAUAGUCCAGAUUCCUCUAGCCCUGCCCUAGGACUGGCCCAGGAUGGCUUGUACCUGAUGGUGGAGAGCCAGUGUCUCCCAUAUCUUCCCCCACAGAGCCCCCGGGAUCCUCCCCAGAUCCCCCCCAGCACUGGAGUGCCACCCACAGAGGAUGAGGGUGUGGGAGGGGGGUGGAAGACCAUGGAGUAG
Molecule: messenger RNA, 1664 nt
Organism: Vidua macroura (Pin-tailed whydah)
Lineage: Eukaryota; Metazoa; Chordata; Aves; Passeriformes; Viduidae
Exons: 6
Coding region: 120-1664 (514 amino acids)
Source: RefSeq, a predicted model, not a curated record